UUCAAUAUUUUUGGUAUCGAUAUCGACUACUUCGAUGUUUUUUCGAUCUACUCAUCCCUAAGACACAAAUUAUUUUCUGCAAAUCAGCGACAUGGCCAACACUCCAGCAACCUCCAGCAGCUCCGGACCCGUGCUCCGCGGCCUCCACAACGCCUCCAUCAAGCGCAACCUGGCGAUCUCCCUUGGCCUGACUGCCAUCGUGACUGUUGCCUUCAAGCUCUUCGUCAACGAUCCCAAGAAGGCCGCCUAUGCCGACUUCUACUCGAAGUACGAUGCUAACAAGUCCUUCGAGCGCAUGAAGGCUGCCGGCCGUUUCCAGUCCUGCUAGGAACCCCAAGCACCAUGUAGUCUAAGUCAAAAGAUGUUGCUAGAACAAGUGUUACGCUUCUGUAUUGAAAACUAAAUAGAUUUCAGUCUACGUAUGUGCACGAA
Molecule: messenger RNA, 432 nt
Organism: Drosophila serrata
Lineage: Eukaryota; Metazoa; Arthropoda; Insecta; Diptera; Drosophilidae
Gene: cype
Product: cytochrome c oxidase subunit cyclope
Source: RefSeq, a predicted model, not a curated record